GAUAAACUUCGAUUUCAAAAUCUUCAAUCGAAGUUUAACCUCUGAGGAUAAAAUCGAAACAGAGAGAUUCAAAAAGCUCUGAUUUAGAGAGAAGAAGAAGAAGAUGGGAGGCGAAGAGGAGACGAAGAAGAGAGUGGUAACUGAAUCGCUGGGAUGGUUAACGGAAUCUUCGAUUAUGCCAAAGAAGCAGCGCGCCAUCGAAGGUGUAGGUCCUUCUUCGAUCAUGGAGCUUAAAGCUCAGCUCUAUAAUUCUCAGGAAGAAGCUAAACUGACCAAGGAUUUGAACGGAUCCGAUGCUCAGUACCAUCGCGCUAAAGAAAGGAUUGCCGCGAAAGACUCUUUCUCCGCGAAAAACUCCGGCGUCGAGAGUCGCAAUCUUAAGGACAAGCUUGAGCACAAAGCCGUUAAAGAAGGAGCAGUUAGUUAUGCAGCAUUGGAGAAAAAGGCUCAGUUGUAUGAGAAACUUGUUAGAGGAGAGCUAUCUGACGAAGAAGGUGAAGAGAAGUACUGUGUUGAUUUCUUCAGGAAAGGAAUUGAACAUGAAGAUCCAAAACCAUCGAGGAGUUACAACAGUUCCAUUUCAGCACCGCCUGAAGAUUUAAAACAUGAUGAUGAAGACGACGGUUCGCUGUUUAGCACCAAAUUUGCUGGACUUGGACGAGCAAUUGGGACAACUGAUGUAGGUCAGCAUGUGCGCAUGGUCAGGGAAGUUCAUGAAGAAGUGAAUCAAGAGAGGGAAAAGGCAACUGAGUUGAAGCAAAAGAGACAAGAACAGGCAACAAAUCGUCGGGAGAAACUCAAACAAGCUUAUCUACGGAAGCAGCUCGAGAAACUGAAGGCCCAACGACAACUACAACAAGAACAACAACAAGAGCAAAAAUCUUGAUUUUUUCACUUCGCCAAGCUUUGGGAUUUUGAGUUGUGGCCUGAACGCAGAGAAGACAAUGACUGAGUUGUGUCGACGGAACCAGAACUGAUUUUGAUAUGGCUGCAACAAAAACAUAUAAGCCAUCAUUGAAAAUUCCAAACACUUCUUCUGGGAUGAAGCUGUAAUUUAUAUGCUCUUAAAGCGAUAUAUGUACUGUGGGUUGUUAAGCUAUAUCAAUCAACAGAUUCUACGCCAAGGAUAUAGACAACACUUUUAACAAAUCUUUAUAAAUUUUUCUAUAAGUCAAGUACUGAGACACCUUUUUUA
Camelina sativa (false flax) is the source of this 1195-nucleotide messenger RNA. RefSeq lists its product as uncharacterized. Gene Ontology annotation, cellular component: nucleus. NCBI's taxonomy places the organism in Eukaryota, Viridiplantae, Streptophyta, Magnoliopsida, Brassicales, Brassicaceae. The record is from RefSeq and is a predicted model, not a curated record.